This is a messenger RNA of Anopheles darlingi, 869 nucleotides long. It is a transcript of the gene Mrm2, whose product is annotated as rRNA methyltransferase 2, mitochondrial. The transcript has 3 exons. Lineage: Eukaryota; Metazoa; Arthropoda; Insecta; Diptera; Culicidae. The coding region runs from base 89 to 811 and encodes 240 amino acids. Gene Ontology annotation, cellular component: mitochondrion. Gene Ontology annotation, molecular function: rRNA (uridine-2'-O-ribose)-methyltransferase activity. The record is from RefSeq and is a predicted model, not a curated record. Gene Ontology annotation, biological process: RNA methylation.
GUGGCCACACGAAGCGAAAACAUUUUGGCAUUAAUUUGUAAAUUUACGUUCCGUCUGGCAGCACCUAGAAUAUUUAAAGUAGUAAAGUAUGAUUAUUCGAAGAUUUAGCAAUUUUGGAGCACGGAAUUUUGCAAAAGUGGUCCCCAAAAAUCUGAAAGGCAAAAGCAAAAGCUCUCAAGAAUGGCUAACGCGCCAACUGCGAGAUCCGUACGUGGAACGGGCCAAAAUGAUGAAUUAUCGGUGUCGAAGCGCUUUCAAGUUACUGGAAAUCGACGAAAAAUAUUGUCUCAUAAAACCGGGCCACACAGUCAUCGAUUGCGGUGCUGCCCCCGGCUCCUGGACACAAAUCGCGGUCAAGCAAUCGAACGCUGACGGUGCUUCCGUCGGUAAACCGAAGGGCAUGGUAAUCGGAGUGGAUCUGCUACAAAUCUAUCCGAUCGAGCACGCUGUUGUGUUCGGAAACAGCGACUUUCUGCGACCGGAAACGCAAGACAAGCUCCGAGCAACGUUGGGCGACCGACGGUUGGAUUGCGUGCUGUCGGACAUGGCACCGAACGCAACCGGAAUCCGUGCGUUGGACCAGGAGAAUAUAACCACCCUCUGCUACUCGGUUCUCCGGUUUGCCUUGUUAAUGUCCUCGCCCAAGGCGUCGCUACUAAUGAAAAUCUGGGACAACGGGGAUGUUCCCAAGCUGGAAAAGAGCAUCAACGAGUACUACGAUUCCGUGAAACGCGUAAAACCUCGCGCCAGUCGGGACGAUUCUUCGGAGAAUUUUAUUCUGGCUCGUGGCUUUCGAGGAAUCGAGCGCUAAAUGGCGACCGGGUAGUUUGGGUAGUUUUUUAGCUAACAAUUAAAAUUAGUCAAAUAUC